AUGUCGCAGGCAUCACAGUCAUCAUGGGCACCAUAUCGGAGCACUCCCCAAAUAUGGAAAAAAGGUGGGGAAGUGCUCCAAUAUGGUGCCUGCAAUGACUGCAACGCCCACAACAAGGACUUCAUGAUGCACAAUCUCUUUUGGCGGCAGGCUGGCUUCAAAGCCCCCAAUUCUUGGGACAACCAAGCAGAUUUUGCCAAGUGGAAUCCUGUGAUUAUGCAGCAAGCAUUCCAUGUUAUAUCUGGCUCCAUGGCCUCUGGUGAUAGACAUCCCCUCCUGAACCUGCCUGUCUCACAUAGGAUGGUGCAACACUCUAACAAUUGGUUUAUCUCACUCAGGCCACCCAAAGUUGAUAAUCUGCUCAAUGAGAUGGGUCAACUGAGGUGGGCCCAAAUGAAGAUGUAUAGAUGGAGAGGGGUGGGCCCAAUAUGUGAUAUAAGUAUUGUGCUACCGAUAUGGAUGAUUGAGCCCAUACAAUAG
Molecule: messenger RNA, 480 nt
Organism: Suillus discolor
Lineage: Eukaryota; Fungi; Basidiomycota; Agaricomycetes; Boletales; Suillaceae
Exons: 6
Coding region: 1-480 (159 amino acids)
Source: RefSeq, a predicted model, not a curated record